AUCAAAGGUCCUUCAUGGACCCUUUUGGGGUGUUGGUGAAUGUCUCCAGGGUUUAACCAUUUCCUCUCCUCAGCAUUUCCCCGAUUUCUAUAGACGACUGGUCCCUGUAGUGUAGGAUCCUCUCCAUUCACGUUCCCUUUAUAAGAUAAUUGUCCUUCUCCUGACUGACCAUUCAAGGAUGGACACGAGUCGCCGGAGUCACAAAAUGACCAAGCAGAUAUUGAACAUCACUCUGGAGAUCAUCUACCUGCUGACUGGAGAGGAUUACUUGGUGGUGAAGAAAACUGGUGGAUGUGUUGCACCCAACACCCAUCCUAUUGUGUCUAGAGCGUGGAACGAGAGUAGAAGCCCCAACAUGGCGCCUCCACCUGAAUCACUGAUACACGAGAGACACAAGGAGCAGAAGAUUCUAGACCUCACCAACAAGAUCAUCCAGAUGCUGAGCGGAGAGGUCCCUGUCAGGUGCCAGGACGUCACUGUCUACCUCUCCAUGGAGGAGUGGGAGUAUUUAGAAGGACACAAGGAUCAGUACAAGGACGUCCUGAUGGAGGACCACCAGCCCCUCACACCACAGGUUGAAGCCAGUAGAAGUAAUACACCAGUGAGCUGUCCUGAUACUCCUCCUGAUUUUCCCGUGGACAGCCCUGAGAUUGAUGAACAGAUUAUUAUCAAGGUAGAAGAGAUAGAGGGAGACGAGGAGUAUUAUAGGAGCGAUCUCCCAUGUAAGGAGGAGGAAACUCCCACCAGUGUCGGCACAGAUCUCCUAUUGGGUCUCCAGUCCAAUCCUCUCCCUCCAUCUUCAGAUUGUGAAGUGGAAUACUAUACCAUGCGAAAUAUUUUUGGCGAACACUUAAGUAACUCAAAUCUACCCUUGGUCAUCCACAACAGAGAUUUCACGUCUGAUCCUAGCAGUCUCGAAUGCCCUUCAUCUGAUCAAUUAACUACUGCUGAGCAGCUUUCUUGCUUUGACGGAAGAAACGACAGCCAGUUCUCAUGCUUGGAGUGCGGAAAAAGUUUCACCAAUAAGACAAAUCUUCUUGAACAUCAGAGAAUCCACACUGGAGAGCGGCCGCAUUCAUGUCUAGAAUGUGGGAAAAGUUUCACCUGGAAAUCGAAUCUUUGGGAACAUCAAAAAAUUCACACAGAAGAGAAGCCGUUUGUGUGUUCGGUGUGCGGGAAAUGUUUUAACCAGAAAACGGGUCUUGUGAGACACCUGAGAAUCCACUCAGGAGAGAAGCCGUUCUCCUGUUCGGUGUGUGCGAAGUGCUUUAGAAAUAAACAACAUCUGGUGGAGCAUGAGAGGAUCCACACCGGGGAGAAACCUUUCUCGUGUUCAGAAUGCGGAAAAUGUUUUAGAAUACGAAACAAUCUUUACGUACAUAAGAGAAUUCACACGGGGGAGCGUCCGUUUUCAUGUCCAGAAUGUGGGAGAUGUUUUACCCAGAGGUCAGAACUUAAUACCCAUAAGAGAAGUCACACAGGGGAGAAGCCAUAUUCAUGUACAGAGUGUGGGAAAUUUUUUACCCGUAAACGGAGUCUUGUUGAACACCAGAGAAUCCACACGGGGGAAAGGCCUUACCCAUGUACAGAAUGUGGGAGACGAUUUAACCAAAAGCAAGCUCUUGUCGUACAUCGGAGAAUUCACACAAAAGAGAGGCCGUACCGAUGUUCCGAAUGCGGUAAAGGGUUUAACCAGAAACAAGCUCUUGUCGUACAUCAGAGAAAUCACACCGGGGAAAAACCAUUUUCAUGUGCAGAAUGUGGGAAACGGUUUAUGCAGCUACAAACUCUUAUCGCACAUCAGAGAAAUCACACGGGGGAGAAGCCAUAUUCGUGCUUAGAAUGCGGGAAAUGUUUUGCCAUUAAAGCAAAUCUCGAUGAACAUCAGAAGGUUCACUCGGAUGAGAAGCCAUUUUUGUGUUCGGUGUGCGGAAAAUGUUUUAAUCAGAAAACAGGUCUUAUGAGACACCUGAGAAUCCACUCCGGGGAGAAGCCAUUUUCAUGUUCAAUAUGUGGAAAGUGCUUCAGAAAUAAGCAACAUCUUGUGGAACACGAGAGGAUCCACACCGGGGAGAAACCAUUCUCGUGUUCAGAUUGCGGGAAAUGUUUUAGAAUACGAAACAAUCUUUACGUACAUAAGAGAAUUCACACGGGGGAGCGGCCUUUUUCAUGUCCAGAAUGUGGGAAAUGUUUUACCCAGAGGUCAGAUCUAAUGGCACAUAAGAGAAGUCACACAGGCGAGAAACCAUAUCCAUGCCCAGACUGUGGGAAAUGUUUUACUCGGAAACGAAGCCUCGUUGAGCACCAGAGAAUCCACACUGGAGAGAAGCCGUAUUCCUGUGCAGACUGUGGGAAAUGCUUUAACCAGAAACAAGCCCUUGUGGUGCAUCGGAGAAUUCACACAAAAGAGAAACCAUACCCGUGCUUAACGUGUGGGAAACGGUUUAACCAGAAGCACGCACUUAUUGUCCAUCAGAGAAAGCACACGGGAGAGAAGCCGUACUCGUGUGCGGAAUGUGGGAAACGGUUCAUCCAGCUCCAAACUCUUAUCGCACAUCAGAGAAGUCACACCGGGGAGAGACCGUUUUCCUGUGCAGAAUGUGGGAAGAAGUUUAUCCAGAAACAAUCUCUUUUCGCACAUCAGAGACUUCAUACUGGAAAUAAAGCAUAGUCUCGAAGAAUGGGGGAAAUGUCUUUUAGAUGAACAGACUUUCAGACUUCAAAUAGUGAAUGUGGGGAAAUGUCAAUUUCGUAAUAUAGAAAACUUUUCUAAAU
This is a messenger RNA of Bufo bufo (common toad), 2775 nucleotides long. RefSeq names its product zinc finger protein 260-like. The record is from RefSeq and is a predicted model, not a curated record. The coding region runs from base 179 to 2671 and encodes 830 amino acids. Gene Ontology annotation, biological process: regulation of transcription by RNA polymerase II. Lineage: Eukaryota; Metazoa; Chordata; Amphibia; Anura; Bufonidae. Gene Ontology annotation, molecular function: DNA-binding transcription factor activity, RNA polymerase II-specific; RNA polymerase II cis-regulatory region sequence-specific DNA binding. The transcript is spliced from 7 exons.